AUGAGUGACGACAUGCUUAAACGAUGCGAGCGGCGCCGGGAAUACCUGGAAGGAUGGGUACGGGAGCACCGGGACGUCCGGAUACAGGACCACCAGGAUGAAGAGGACCACCAGGUCGUCCCGAUGCAGGCACACCAGGCCGUCCCGAUGGAGGACCCCCAGGUCGUCCCGAUGGAGGACCCCCAGGUCGUCCCGACGGAGGACCCCCAGGUCGUCCGGAUGGAGGACCACCAGGAUGUCCGGAUGAAGGACCACCAGGACGUCCGGAUGAAGGACCGCCAGGACGUCCCGAUGGAGGACCGCCAGGACGUCCUGAUGGAGGACCACCAGGAUGUCCCGACGGAGGACCACCAGGAUGUCCCGACGGAGGACCACCAGGAUGUCCCGACGGAGGACCAGCAGGAUGUCCCGACGGAGGACCAGCAGGAUGUCCCGACGGAGGACCACCAGGAAGUCCCGACGAAGGACCUCCAGGACUCCCCGACGGAGGACCUCUAG
Molecule: messenger RNA, 498 nt
Organism: Dermacentor andersoni
Lineage: Eukaryota; Metazoa; Arthropoda; Arachnida; Ixodida; Ixodidae
Source: RefSeq, a predicted model, not a curated record